Onychostoma macrolepis is the source of this 5065-nucleotide messenger RNA. It is a transcript of the gene pcdh1b, whose product is annotated as protocadherin 1b. Gene Ontology annotation, molecular function: calcium ion binding. Gene Ontology annotation, cellular component: plasma membrane. The record is from RefSeq and is a predicted model, not a curated record. Bases 1041 to 4679 code for a protein of 1212 amino acids. NCBI's taxonomy places the organism in Eukaryota, Metazoa, Chordata, Actinopteri, Cypriniformes, Cyprinidae. The transcript is spliced from 5 exons. Gene Ontology annotation, biological process: homophilic cell-cell adhesion.
UAUCUUCGCGUGGAUUUUAAUCGAUUCCUCACUCUAAAAUGUAAUAUUCAACUCUUUCCAGUGCGCUCGAGAAUGAGCGCAUUAUAGAUGAAAAAAACCCUCAAAGGAGACCCUCACAGGAACUGCGCCUAUUGCAUGCAAACUUGUUCGACGCUUGACACAACACCUGUUGCUCUCGUUUUUGCGCAUUUCUCACAUAGCCCUACUUUUCCAUCUCAGUGCGUUUAAAAAUUCCGCGGUUAAUUUUACCUGCAGAAUGUCAACUAGUCAACAUUUCACGAAACGUACCGAUAUCUUUUCUUGUACUCAGUCACCAGUAAUCGUUUCUGAACAAUCGAAAGCAUUGCCUGUCAUAACAGCGGAAUCCAGUCUUUCUGGCCGCUCCUGUCGGGUUGCUAUUAAAACCUGUUCGUCCGGCUGAGAGAAACAGGUGUGAAAACACGGCAAGGCUUGAGUUUUAUUCCGCCCAGUUGUGAUCGGACAUCUCGAUUCUUUCUGUGGUUCAUUUGUAGGCAAAGCGUUUAGCCGGAUGCAAUAUUGUACAGAAGCCCGCAAUGGCUUGCAAAUGACCUGGUCUAACUCGAAGCGCAUUCAUCCGCAGGUAAAAGUCAUUUCCCUUCCGUUCUCGUCGAGAUCGUGUUCUGUAGGCAUCAGCACAACACACCGGCACUUGAGUGAGAUCCUCGUGCUGUUCCAGUAGAUUAUUGAUCUGUGGAUCUUAUAAACACCUUCUCCUGUUUCCCCCCUCCGGUUCUUUAAUGUGCUGAAACUAUUUCCGUCGCUCAAUCUGUACAUUUAUAGCUAGGUGAAUGCGAUUUGAAUUUAUGAAAUGGGGGAUGGGGGCGGCUUCCAAAGGAAGUCAAAACCAAAGUUUUGUGGUCUUCGUGCAUGUUUCAAUGAGAUUUUAAGUAACCACAAAAGUUACAAGUUAGUCAGGGAGGCUCGUAUUUUCACCUAGGCGCUCGCGAACAAAAAUCGCGUUGUCUGAGGAGGAAACCAUAGCAACAGCAGACCGCGAGCCUUUCGGACGCAACAGACUGAUGAUGUGCCAGAGUGCCAAUGCGAUGUGGUCACGGUGGAGUGCCAUGCUAGUGUGGAUGUUCCUUCUCUUCUGUUGCUCUGCAAAUGUAGUCAGCACCAUCAUCUACCAGGUGACCGAGGAGCAGCCGCCUAACACACUGAUUGGCAGCUUGGCAUCUGAUCAGGGCCUGCCAGACACCGGUCACCUUUAUAAGCUCGAGGUGGGCGCUCCUUACCUCCGUGUCGAUGGCAAAACCGGGGAUAUCUACACCACGGAGACCCCAAUCGAUCGUGAGACUCUCAAGGACUGUCGCAACCUUUUCGAGGGUGAUCCUUGUUUCCUAGAAUUUGAGGUAUCUAUUACAGACCUGAUGAAAGGCACAGGACCGCGGCUCAUCGAAGGCCGCAUCGAGAUCUUGGAUGAGAACGACAACACUCCACAGUUCUCUUCACCCGUCUUGACAUUGUCGAUCCCAGAGAACACACACGUGGGUGCGCUUUUCGCAAUACCUGUGGCCACCGACAAGGAUUCAGGAAGCAAUGGCAUCGCCGAUUACGCGCUAACGACCGGCCCUGAAGCUGCCAACCUUUUCAGCCUGCAGGUGGCGCAAGACUCAGAUGAGAAAUUGCCACAACUCAUUGUAUUGGGUAACCUGGAUAGAGAGCAGCGAGAUUCAUAUGACCUCAACAUAAAAGUGGUUGAUGGUGGCUCUCUACCCCGCCAGAGUAGUGCCCUACUCAGGAUCACCAUUACAGAUGCCAAUGACAACGUGCCCAAAUUUGAGAAGUCACACUACGAGGGUGAGCUCCCAGAAAACAGCCCAGUGGGUCAUUCUGUUCUACAAGUGAAGGCCAAUGACUCUGACAUGGGACCCAAUGGAGAGGUGACCUACAGCCUCCACCAGGCAUCACCAAUUGUCCAGAGGCUCCUUAGCAUUGACCGCAACACAGGCAUCAUUUUCGUCAAAGGCUUGGUAGAUCGUGAAGAUAUCAGCAUGCUCAAGUUCUACGUCCAAGCUAAAGACAAUGGUCCACAAUCGAAGAGCUCCAAAGCCCUUGUGACUAUUACAGUGAAGGACCAGAAUGACAAUGCACCCUUAAUCAGAAUCCGGGGCAUUGGCCUUGUGACGCAUGAAGAUGGUGUUGCUAACAUAUCGGAGGACAUGCCUGUAGGCACAGCUGUGGCUCUGGUGGAAGUAUCAGAUCGUGAUGAAGGUGAAAAUGCAGUUGUGACCUGUGUGGUCGCAGGGGAUGUCCCAUUCCAGCUGCGUUCAGCUAGUGAAACAGGCAACGACCGCAAGAGGAAAUACUUCCUCCAGACAACCAUGCUGCUGGACUACGAGCGGAUCAAAGACUACAGGAUUGAAAUUGUAGCAGUGGACUCUGGCAACCCUGCACUAUCCAGCACAAAUUCCCUGAAGGUGCAAGUGACAGACAUGAAUGACAACUCCCCGGUCUUCUCGCCCACUUUGUACGAGGUAGAAUUUGCUGAGGAGAACCAGCCAGGUGACAAGGUUCUGGAUGUGGUAGCUACGGAUGCCGACAGUGGGACUAAUGCAGAGCUGACAUACAGUAUAACUAGUGGAUCAGUCCCCGAGGGGCUAUUUGAAAUUAACCCUAACACAGGAGAAGUGCGUGUCAUGAGCCAGUUGGACCGUGAACAAUUAGAUCACUAUCAAUUUCUAGUUGCAGCAGCUGAUAAAGGUGUACCAAGCUUGAGAGGAACUGCCACUGUUGUUGUUAAGGUGCUCGACAGGAACGACAAUGACCCUAAAUUUAUGCUCAGUGGUUACAGCUUUUCAGUCCAAGAAAACAUGCCACCCCUUAGUCCUGUUGGAAUGGUAACAGUCAAUGACCGCGAUGAGGGUGACAAUGCUCAUGUUCAACUCUCUGUAGAACCAGACAAUGGCAAGUUUAUGAUUCAAAAUGGAACGUACACCAUACUUUCAACUAUUUCCUUCGACAGAGAAAAGGAGAGCACCUACAGUUUCCGACUUAAAGCUGUUGACGGAGGUGAUCCACCACGAUCCUCCUAUGUUGGCAUUACCAUUAAUGUUCUUGAUGAGAAUGACAAUGCUCCAUAUGUCACCAAGCCCUCAAACUCUUCAUACAAGUUUUUGGAUCCACGCACCAGCCCAGAAACCCACGUAGAACGUGUUGAGGCAGAGGACAUGGACAUUGGUUUAAAUUCGGAGAUGGAGUUCAGUAUUGUAGGGGGCAACCCGCAUGGCUUGUUCCGCAUCUCUUCAGAAGGUGAGAUUACGUUGGCUAAAGAGUUCACAUCCAAACACAUUGGUCUCCACCGUCUGGUCGUAAAAGUUAAUGACAAAGGCACGCCACCACGCCAUACAACCGCACUGGUGCACAUUUAUGUCAAUGAGACCAUCGGCAAUGUCUCUCACGUUGAAGGACUUGUUGGACACAGUCUUUAUACACCACUUGAAAUGGACAUUGCAGGUGAUCCCGAUUAUUCUCGAGAUGGGCCAAGUAACAUUAUUUUCGCAGUCUUGGGUGGCUUUUGUGUGGUUGUUCUAAUCAUUGCAGUGGCUAUGAUCAUCAGGCAUGUCGUGCUGAAGGAGAAUAAAAGUGGCUACCAGGCAGGCAAGAAGGAGACCAAAGACCUCUAUGCCCCCAAACCAGGACCUAAGAGCAACAAGAACAAGAAGGCAAAGAAAAGCAAAGCUCCAAAGCCUGCCAACCCAUCUGAGGAGGAUGAGGGGGGGAGUCUCCAGAAAGGCCUAAAGUUCAACCUCAUGAAUGAUAGCGUCAACGAUAGCCCUAGGAUUCACCUGCCGCUCAACUACCCCCCUGGGAGCCCAGACCUGGGGCGACACUAUCGGUCUAAUUCUCCUCUGCCAUCCAUUCAGCUCCAACCUCAGUCACCUUCUGCCUCAAAGAAACACCAGGCAGUGCAGGACCUGCCGGCCACCAACACCUUUGUAGGAACCGGGGACAACAACUCAACAGGCUCAGACCAGUAUUCGGAUUACAGCUACAAGGCCAACUCUUCAAAAUAUAGCACCAAACAGCUCCCACAUCGCCGAGUGACCUUCUCCACAGCCAAUCAGGCACAAGAUCUGCAGGAUCCCUCUCAGCACAGUUACUAUGACAGCGGUCUGGAAGAGUCAGAGACACCCAGCAGUAAGAGUUCUUCAGGGCCCCGUAUCGGGCCCCUUGCCCUACCUGAAGACCACUACGAACGCACUACCCCGGAUGGCAGCAUCGGAGAGAUGGAACACCCCGAGAACGAUCUGAGGCCUCUACCUGAUGUGGCCAUGACGGGAAAAUGCACACGCGAGUGUACAGAAUACGGCCACUCAGAUUCCUGCUGGAUGCCUGGACAACCCUCACCCAACCGCACCAAGAGUGCCAAGAGCGGGCCCAAGCUCUCCACCUUCGUGCCUUACCAGGAGAGGGAGGGUCAGGAGCGCCUGAUGGCUGACAGCAGCUCUAAGCCUCACGGAGAGGAGCGGAGCGGAGGCGGGAGCAACAAAGUGGCCAGCAUUCGCUUUUUGCCUCCCUACACUAGUGCCUAUUCUGCAGGCGGCGACUCCGGUAAGGACUGCCCCAGGGAGGAGAUCCCCCUGAGUCAGACAGCCGAUUACGCCCCUGCCACUACACCCUCCAGCCAAGGCUCCAAAAGAGAAAUCUACCUGUGAUUCACCCGUCGCCCGCCUAGGUUUGAUUCUACAUUUGAUCCAAUUUACUUGUGAUCAGCAAUGCCUGUGAGAGGAUAAAAGGCCUCGUUGUCAAAACACCUGCUAAUUCUACCCCACCACCAGACCCCGAUUUACACAGACGUCUCGACGUGCAUCUCCAAUCCCCUCAGCCAUAAGCCUAAUGGCUGACACAAAACAGCUAGAGACCUUCUUUAAAACCCUCUGGGUUUUAUACAGCCCUGCGCAUUGUUAGAGUCUCUGGAAGCCGAACAGAUAUGAAGAGAAUAAUCAUAAAAAAAAGAGAAAACCAUUUUGUGAAUAUGAAAUGAAGUACACAAUCCCCAUGUAAACUUCUAAUGAAAGAAUGUAAGGACAAUUUUUAAGUG